AUGCGCCCGUGUCUAACAAUUGAGGAGCGUGAGGUGGUUGAACUUGCAUUUCGCCAAGGCCUGAUCCAUAUCCUUGUUGCGACUUCCACCCUCAGCUCAGGCGUCAAUCUACCGGCCCGUCGUGUUAUAGUGCGUACACCAGUAUUUCAUGCCGGUCAUAUGAUCGAAUACCUAACUUACAAGCAGAUGGCGGGUCGGGCCGGAAGAAAGGGCGUAGAUGUUCGAGGUGAGCAGGUGAUAUCACUUUUAUUCAUUCAGAAUGCGGCUAUCUCUUGA
This is a messenger RNA of Protopolystoma xenopodis, 276 nucleotides long. The record is from the annotation of a GenBank genome assembly. NCBI's taxonomy places the organism in Eukaryota, Metazoa, Platyhelminthes, Monogenea, Polystomatidea, Polystomatidae.